This is a messenger RNA of Hipposideros armiger (great roundleaf bat), 1057 nucleotides long. RefSeq names its product 40S ribosomal protein S4, X isoform. The coding region runs from base 158 to 949 and encodes 263 amino acids. Gene Ontology annotation, cellular component: cytosolic small ribosomal subunit; ribosome. Lineage: Eukaryota; Metazoa; Chordata; Mammalia; Chiroptera; Hipposideridae. The transcript is spliced from 2 exons. Gene Ontology annotation, molecular function: RNA binding; structural constituent of ribosome. Gene Ontology annotation, biological process: translation. The record is from RefSeq and is a predicted model, not a curated record.
GGAAACGGAAGUCAGGAGGCGCGGUCACAGCGGCUUCGAGCGAGGUGUGGCGCAGGCGUUAAGGUCUUGGAGAGAGGACCGUCCGUCUAAAGGUCUCACACCUGAGGAAACUUUUCUCUAAAGACACGUUGCCUCUCUUUCUGUGCCCAGCGCAGCCAUGGCUCGUGGUCCCAAGAAGCAUCUGAAGCGUGUAGCGGCUCCAAAGCACUGGAUGCUGGAUAAACUGACCGGAGUUUUUGCUCCUCGUCCAUCUACCGGUCCCCACAAGCUGAGGGAAUGUCUCCCUCUCAUCAUCUUCCUAAGGAACAGACUAAAGUAUGCCCUAACAGGAGAUGAAGUCAAGAAGAUUUGCAUGCAGCGGUUCAUUAAGAUUGAUGGCAAGGUCCGAACUGAUGUCACCUACCCGGCUGGUUUUAUGGAUGUCAUCAGCAUUGACAAGACCGGAGAGAACUUCCGUCUGAUCUAUGACACCAAGGGUCGUUUUGCUGUUCAUCGCAUUACACCUGAGGAGGCCAAGUACAAGUUGUGCAAAGUGAGAAAGAUCUUUGUCGGCACAAAAGGAAUCCCGCAUCUGGUCACCCAUGAUGCUCGCACCAUCCGCUACCCUGAUCCCCUCAUCAAGGUGAAUGACACCAUUCAGAUUGAUUUGGAGACUGGCAAAAUUACUGAUUUCAUCAAGUUUGACACUGGUAACCUGUGCAUGGUGACCGGAGGUGCCAACCUGGGAAGAAUUGGUGUGAUCACCAACAGAGAGAGACACCCUGGUUCUUUUGAUGUGGUUCAUGUGAAAGAUGCCAAUGGCCACAGCUUUGCCACCCGGCUCUCCAACAUUUUUGUUAUUGGUAAAGGCAACAAACCAUGGAUUUCUCUUCCCCGUGGAAAGGGUAUCCGCCUCACCAUUGCUGAAGAGAGAGACAAACGACUGGCAGCCAAACAGAGCAGUGGGUGAAGUGAUCUAUCUCUAGGUGACAUGUUUGGAAGAUCCUUCGUCCCCAAUUAAAGAUAAUAUAGCAUAAUGAAAAAAAGAAAGUAAAUAAAGACAUGUUACUUACCAGUA